Sabethes cyaneus is the source of this 820-nucleotide messenger RNA. Its product is annotated as DNA-binding protein RFXANK. The coding region runs from base 84 to 728 and encodes 214 amino acids. The transcript has 3 exons. Gene Ontology annotation, molecular function: protein binding. The record is from RefSeq and is a predicted model, not a curated record. Lineage: Eukaryota; Metazoa; Arthropoda; Insecta; Diptera; Culicidae.
AAAUAAUUUAUUUGAUACAUUUAAUAGAUUUAAUACCUUCAAAAUUAGUUUCUGAUAGCUUCUUUCUCAUAUUGUAAACAAUAAUGAGUUCAUCACCCAAUUCCGACGAGGACCGUAAACUCGACUUUAGUCCACUGCUGUUGGCCAGUGGGAACCGAAAAAGUGCAUUUCUUCCGUAUAAACCAACAAACACAGUACUCACUAACCUACAGCGGGGUAAUACUGAGGCUAACAUUCCCAGUGAAAUUUGUUUGAACUUUCACGAAAAAACCGGGCAAGGUGAAAUCACAGAAGAACAAGUUCGUUUGGAAAAAUCAGUAGAUAAUGUGGAUUCUAAUAAUUUUACACCCCUCCAUUGGGCUUGUUAUUAUGGUCAACUCUCUGCUGCCCAAAUACUUAUAAAUUGCGGUGCGGAUGUUGACCGUUCUGCAGUCGAUAUGAUUACUCCGCUACUGCUGGCUGCGUCCGGCGGUCACCAUGAAAUCGUUCGAUUGCUACUGCAGAAAGGGGCAAACGCGAACCAUAUGGACAUAGUCGGUAAUACGGCACUGAUGUACGCCGCAGCGGGAAACCACCCGCAUACGUGCAAUGAGUUGCUAAGCCGGAGUGCAAAUUUUACGGACAGUAACGAGGACGGAGAAACUGCCUACAGUCUUGCGGUAAAAAAUCAAGCUUGUUUGUCUCAGGCCGUUUUGGAGAGCUAUAUCACGGCGUUGUUAAUGUCGUAGCAUAAGUUAACAUCCAAUCGGUAAGUAGAGAUUGGUUUUUCUAUGUGUACCUACCUAUGAUCAAACUUUAAGUUGUGUCUAUCAAAUUAGUG